This is a messenger RNA of Sphaeroforma arctica JP610, 2545 nucleotides long. RefSeq lists its product as hypothetical. NCBI's taxonomy places the organism in Eukaryota, Ichthyosporea, Ichthyophonida. The record is from RefSeq and is a predicted model, not a curated record. The coding region runs from base 1 to 1425 and encodes 474 amino acids. The transcript has 10 exons. Gene Ontology annotation, molecular function: protein binding.
AUGUCCGGCGUGAACUAUUUUGAGAAGCUCUCCGAUGAGAUAGUGGUGCUUGUGAUGUCCCAUUGCGAGUAUGACGAUUUAGACAAACUGGGAUUUGUAUGCCAGCGAUUCAACUUCAUCAUCCAGGAUGACAACGUGUGGAGGGAUGCAUUCAUGACUAAGUUCUGGUUACGUGACACCCAAUUUGUAAGCAGAAUCAAGAAUAUCUCUUGGAAACGAGAGUAUCUGGCACGAGUUAGGCUAUUGAGAGUAUGGGAGAGACACAGAGGCUUCUCCAAAGAGAUGGACCAUGGUCUCAUCAGUAUCAAUCAGUUAUAUAUCGAUGGCAUGGGGCAGAGAGAGAUCCGUGCAGGCAAUGCCGUGGGUAUAGGUAACGGCGUGGGCGACUUCGUAUUGACAUCUGUAGAAGGAGGCGAACUCAGACGGGGGACGAAUAAGGGUAGACUGUACAAGGGCCGCACACCCAUGGCACCCAAUCACGUAGUCACAGCCUCGUGCGUAGCCGAUGCACGCACGCUGGUGUAUGGCACGUCUACCGGAGCCCUAGCGAAGAUGAAUCUGCUGCACGAGGACCGGCAAUAUUUCGAACCACGACAUGGUUCCAGAGUCACACAUAUAGCCACAGACAAAGACAAUGUGAUGUCUUGUUCGGCUGAGAAUAUCAUCAAAGUCUGGGCGUUGGAGACCCGACAACUGCUCCACACUCUGUAUUGCAAAUCUCGUGCGACCUGUAUAGCUCUUGGACAGCGUCAGUAUGCUGUCGCAGGCUGCGCCGACGGUAUGCUGCGAAUGUGGUCUUUGGCAUCUACCUCCACACCUGCAACUACUAUUAUCCAACCAUUGGAAUAUAAGCUGCAGCCAGAAGAACAGUCGCAUGAAAGACCGGGGAGAGAACUUUCUGCUGGCACACUGCAGGUGUGGAGUCGGUUGACAGGAGACAAACUCAGAGAUGUGGGCGUAGGCAGAAUAAGAGGCCGACGGAAUGUGCCUGUAAGUGCCCUGGCCAUUGGGCAGUCCCAAGUAGCCAUAACGUACGGCAGCACUUUGCGUGUUCUUUUGCUGGACCAGAAGAGCAUGGACAUUGCCAGAUUGAAGAGACGACUGGUCAAUCAAGGCGUCCAGCUGAACAAAGACAUUGCAGAGCGCAAAUCCAACAACCGUACUAAGCGGGAUUACCAGCUAAACAUGGAUGAGGGAAUGGCGGAGAUUGAGAGUCAGGUUUAUUCGCGCAAUGAAUGGGAGAAAAGAGCAGGACAGAUGAAUGCCAACGGAGAUCUGAACGAAGACGAGAUGCUGAGUGUUGCGCUGGCCAUUUCAUUAAGUCAUAGUACCGGCUCAGUGAAUGGCAGAGCGGCAGCUGGAGAUUUCCUGGACAGUGGCGAUGAGUUGGACUAUGUAUUGCAGUACAGUCAGGUGGAAAUGUAGGAUUGCUAGAUGGAAACUUAGUGUAUUUAGUUGCGAACUUAACGUUUUUAGGUGGAAAUUCAGUGGCUUUAUUAGGAUGUUUAGUGCGAUCCAUCAUAACUUUGUGUGCACAACGAGUGGCACUUAAGUUCGACUGGGUUGGAAAUAUAAUACCGGUCGAACUUACGUAAAGGUCGCUGCCCUCAGGAAACUACAGGGUACGUCUAAUGUUUGAUUAAAAUGGGACCGGGGGGAUUAUUUGAUCAGGUUAUACAACGGGACGUAUAUCUGAUCCUCAGUGUUCCAUUUUAGUACAAUUUGAUGCAAUCGUGCCAGUAUGGACACCAGCGUAUGGAUGUACACCGCAACGAUGUUAGGCCGCAGUUUAGUAUUGUUUGGCGGUCUUGCCGAGCACCGAUGAGUUAAUUGAGAGGAGAGAAGGGGGUCUAUUGGGCACUGGUGAUGACUUUCGAACUGCAGUAUAGCCCGACAGCAAUAUAAUAGGGUUGAACAGUGCAGCAUAUCUAUUAUUUUUACAACAGAUGCGUAAAAACCGUUGAAUAUGUCAGAGUACAUAGUUGAUAUGAGGAUUUCAGAUGCAUGUGGAUUCUAGAUAAUUGAAUGGUGUAAUAGCAUGCUCGUGUAGAUAGAUGUAUCUAUGAUCCACAUUUUACCUCUUCUCGGACACGUGUACACGUGUAUGUAUAACACAGAUUAUGCAGGAGAGGUGAAGAGAGUAUACCUGCUUGAUAUACGACAAAGGCGCUCGGGGGCGUGUCCCAAAUAUGAUGUGGAAGAUAGGAAUCUCCAUGUGAUAACACCUAUAGAUAGAUGUUCUGCUUGACAUCGAGUUAGAAACUAUUUUAUAGCUAAUGUUAAAAACAUAAGCCGUAAGCUAUAAAGUUCGAGCAUCAUGAUCUAGGAUGACUAUGUAGGCGCUGUACACAAAUCCGAACCUGCCAAGGGCCAAACUGUACAUAACACAUGUCAGUCUCAAUACCGACAACAGUCUGGCAUUGCACAGUGUCAUUUUCACGCACUCUCUCAUCAAUUAUUUCGCCGAAGUCCGCGGGCUCGUACCAAAGGCAGCCAGCCUAUCCAUCCAGGUCGUCGCCCCUCUGAACUCUGUUGAAGAAACGCC